UCGUAGAAGGAGGUGUGUGAAGAACAACGACAGAAUGGAGGGCCGAAAGGCGAUCAGCGGGUCCGCAGGGGAGCGCGGUGGGCGGUGUUCCGGGCACAGCCCGUCGAAUAGUCCAAGGCCGUCGGAGCGGUCCGGGCACGCGCACCUGCCACCGAACUUGCAACCUCUGCCUGACACGGACGACGAGGAAGGGGACGAUAGACGGUCACGGACCGUGCCGCUGGGAAGCGGAUCCACCCAGGAGUGGACGACUACAAAGCUGUUUGGAAGCCGCGACGGCGGUAAAGGGCAGUUGUACACCGAGCUCCUCCAACAGGGGCUCAACGACACCGAUGGCGAUGGCGGCGUGAAUCUGUCGUUUGGACUCGGCAGCGGGAGGUUGGCAGCCGUCUCUCGAACGGUCGUCGUAAACCCCCAUCCCGACAACGAUGGAGGCGACGUGACGGCUAUUCAGCGAUCACCCAGGUCUCCAGCGUCGUUGCUGGAGGCUUCGGGGAACAACAAGGAUCCUCCUAGGCAGCAAUUUCGGUCGUCGUCUGUGUGUAGGGGCGCCUCCGCUCGCCCCCAGUGGAUGCAAUCUCCGUCUCCCCUGUCCGCCGGUUCGAGUGCAGGUCGUCAUGUUGGCGAGUGUAGGGAGACGGCGCCUGCCGUUGCUGAUGUUGGUGACGCACGUGACGGAAGGGAGGUGUGGGCAGAACAGCGACGGUUGAUGAGGUCGGUGCGGGAGGAGUCCAUUACUCGGGGGGUGCAGCGAUUGCGUGUUGGGGAAGACGGGCACGACGGCGAGGAAGCAGUGGGGGACACGCACGACCCCGACUGGAACGACAACGACGCUGAAGGUGGGGAGGACGACGCAGACUACAUUUUGUCGUCGAAGCAGGCGGCCGCUAUGAGAGGGGGGGGGGGGAAGACGAAGUCGUGUGGCAGUAAUGGUCGUCGGGGCAAAAGAACGGCAGACAAGGGCAGCGAUGCCGAAGGUGAUGUCGAUGGUGAAGGAGGUCGUCACUUCUGGUCCGUCGACGACAUUAUAGCCCUCAUCCGGGCUAAACGUGAUCAGGAUGCGCAUUUGCAGGGGAUGGGCCACGCGUACUCUCGGAUGAAGCCGCGAGAAUGGAAGUGGCUGGAUGUGGCGACGAGGUUGAAGAAGGUGGGCGUCGACAGAGAGGCCGAUUGGUGCGGGAAGAAGUGGGACAAUCUGAUGCAGCAGUUCAAGAAGGUUCAUCAUUUCCAAGGACUGUCCGGGAAACAGGACUUCUUCCAAUUGUCUGGGAAGGACAGGAUGUCGAAGGGCUUCAGUUUCAAUAUGGAUCGUGCGGUUUACGACAAGAUACUGGGGUCGACCGUCAAGAACCACACCACAAACCCGAAGAACGUCGCGGACACUGGCGCUCAGGGUGGUGUGCGUCUGCCAUCCACCUCCUCUGCGGAUCUUGAAUCUGUGGGCCACAAGGACGGUGGUGCAGAGCACGACGACGACGAUGACGGGUCCACCAAAGGUUCUUCGCAGACGACGGGUGGCGCAGGCGGUUUCGGCAAGAGGAAGAGCACAACAGCACUCUCUCUCUCUCUACCUCACGCAGUCGCCGCCGUGACACGUAUCCUCGCCUUCGUCGUCCAGAUUGUCAUCGUCACCGCGGGUGCGUCUUGCGCCAUGUCCUCACGCGCUUCCGCACGCGGCAAGGCCGCCGCCAACCUCUCACAACAACCGCCGACCCGGGAGAAGAAGGGCCGCCACAUGGACAGCAAGAAGAGGAAGAUCCUCGAAGGCGCCCCGACACAUGGAGGUAAUGUGCUGGAUGAAGAGUGGGUGUCGGACGUGGCGACGCAGGAGGGGACGGAUUUCGAAGACUCUGACGACAUGCCGUUGCAGCGGAAGUCGUCCAGGCGGGGGAGUGGCGGCAUCCGCAUAGACGACGCUGGCGAAAGACGACGCGCAGGAGGGCGGCCAGCACCGGAAGACAUCCUUGACGUUGGCGCCGCGACGGCAGCCAGAGAGGGCGCGGGAAAUCGCGCGCCACUGCCACGUAUGACUCCGCCAACCGAUGCGCAAGAGGGCGUGGUUCGCUUACGGACACUGCUGACACCACGCUCGAGGACGGCUGCAGACGUGGCCUUGUCGGGCGGGCCAUCACAGGCGGCAGGAGGGGUGAGGGCAGGCGGGGCAGCGGGUGGGGGGGGAUCGCACACGGCGGAACGGAAUGCGCGGGAAGGAAUGGAGGCGGCGGCAAAGCUGUGGGUGGAUGACCUCCGCUUUUGGAACGAGAGGGAGGGAUUUGCCAUCGUCAAGUUGAUUCUGGAGGCGCGCGGUUAUCUUGUGGUUGUGGCGUGGGGAGAGCAGCCUCCGCCCAUUCGAUGCAGCAUCGUCUUGCCUCACAACAACAUCCCACAGCACAAGAUCGCGGACGAGUCGGAGUUAAACGCUGCGAAGGAGAGGGCACUGAAGGUUCAGGGGAUCGCUUUGCGGGUGAUACACGGGUGGGUCUUCAAGUCUCAGAACAGGCGAAGGGGGUACCAUGCGGCGUACCAGUACGCACUCAACCACGCGGCCACCGACAUCGCUCGCGCGAUGUGGAUGGGGGAGGAAUGGCGUUAUUGUGUGAGUCCGAUGGUCGUCCACCACACGCUCGACAUGGAUAUGAAGCUGCCUUUGUGGUUCGUGGGCGCCGACGUCGAAGAUAGGCACGAGGACGACGGCUUGGCGGCUUAUCAGGAGGCGAGCAUCCAGCGACUGGUGGGGGCUUUCACGAGCGCCGUGAUCAUUGCGGAGGCGAUGGACGGUGGGCAUGUAUCGCACGAAAGGUUGAAUACCAUGGCCAACGCGAUGCGGAUGAUGCUCGCGGCGACCAUGUGGCUCAUGUGGAUGGCGGGUGACGAUCAUCGCGCGCAUUACGACGCCUGGGUCUUCGUCCAACUCACGGUGAAGCCGACGCUCGUCACAUCCAUGCAUCACUGCUUCGACACGCGUCAGCACAUCGUGCAAGCUGCGACCGUAAUCACCGACAAGUUGGCGAGUCCCCCCAUCACUUUGAUCGACCCUCCAAUGUAUGUUCCCGACUGGGCGUCCAUCGGUGUGAAGUUCUCACACAACGCCACGUUGUCUUCCCCGAUGGAGGCGAAAAAGGUGGAUUGGCUGGGCACAGGCCCCCCGGAAGACGAAGACGGCGGGAAAGGCGACGAACAGGGAAGCGGGGGGGGUCGGUGACGCCUUGUAGUCGUCUAUGUAAUUUUUCCUCGCGUGAUGCUGCUCUGCCGUGGCUUGUUUUUCGACG
Chara braunii is the source of this 3269-nucleotide messenger RNA. The record is from the annotation of a GenBank genome assembly. NCBI's taxonomy places the organism in Eukaryota, Viridiplantae, Streptophyta, Charophyceae, Charales, Characeae.